CGAUGGAUGAAAAUAAACAUAAAUAAAAAAUGUCGAGACUGGAUUUUUUAAAUUAUCUAGAUCAACACGGUCUCAACUCUAUCAUAGAAUAUUUAGUGAUCCGAUUCUUGGAUACAAGAAGCAUUCUAAAAUUAUCUCAGGUGUGCAAGGAUUGGAGAAGAUUACUUGAUACUCCUUAUAUCUGGAGAUCACUGGCCCAUAGAGAAGGAUUUGUUAGUUGUGAUUGUACAGCUGCUCCCGAGGUUCCUGACCUCAGCUGGAUAUCUACCAAACAUGCUGGAUAUCUGUUGGAACCGAGAUGUACCUGGUCCGAGUAUGUUGGAUACAGAAUAAGAUUAAGAAGAAAUUAUAGAACUGGAAACUACGAAACAAAGAUACUAAACCCAACCCAGGUAUUGGAAGAUGAACUUGCCUGUAGUUUUGAUUGUGAUGGAAAACAUCUAGUUGUUGGGACUAGUAAAGGACGAAUACUGCUUUGGAACCUAUCCUCAGGAGUUGAAGCUGUACAACAGACGUUUAUGUUCUCAGCGAAGAUCAAUAAAGUUUUUCUUCGUGCGAAUUGUAUAAUUGUUCUUCAACAGGGAAUGCUUUUCUAUCUCAGGAUUCUUGCAGAGCAUUUUGACAGUAUUUAUACUUUACACCUGGGGGUUACAGGAUUAGGUCUCUCAGUUACUUCACAGUUCGGACAAAUAGCAUAUGGUUACAAGGGAGAUACAUGUGUUCCAGUGUUAGAUAUUGAGAGUGGAGUUGAAACCCAGUGGAUCUUUCUAGAGGACGGAUACUUUCUUGAAACUAUCCUACUCAGUCAUAUUCAAUCCUCUAAACAUACGAUUUUUAUCAGUGCUUACACCACUUCUGGAGAAGGAAAUGUUGAAUCUCGAGACGGGUUUGUUUAUUCUUCCAUUUCUGGAGAUAUUCUUUUUCAGUUCAACAUUUCAUCUUUAAUAGAUACUAGAUACACGGCUAACCUACUGUUCUAUGAUGGAGGAAUAUAUCUGGAGGGUCAACUCUAUGGUUCAGAUUACCCUCUAGAAACUGUAUGGCGGGUGUGGGAUACCCAGGGAAAUCUGCUUCUUGACUAUAUUUUCCAAUCUGAUUUUGGAAUGGUUUUGACUGGAAACAAUUCUGAAAAUAAUGAGACGAACCUUCAUCUAACUGCUUCGGGGUAUUCCUACCUAACCUACUGUUCCCUCCUGAAGAAUCAUCUUGUUUUCUCACAAAAAGAACAUAAAGGAAUCUCUCUCAACGUUUAUCAGAUAAAAGAAUCAAAACAACAAGAGCCAAAUCCAUCUCCUGGUUGUCUAUCUGUAUCCAGACUCUGGAGAUCUAUGCAGUAUAUAGAGAACUCAUCAAUAUUUGGAGAAAACCUUCCUUGUAUCCAGGUUCCUGAAUCCGAUACAGUUCUCUCCAUGAGCAGUAACUAUAGAGGUCUUGUUAUACGUGAUCUGUAUACCGGAGUAAAGCUUGCUCAGAUACCAGCACAGGGUAAAUAUUCCCGUGUUUGGGCCAGAGAAGGGAUGGUCCUGCUUCUCAAUGGAGGUCCUCUGGGUCCAGCUCAACUUUUAUAUUUUGGAUGAAAGAUUAUCAUUAAUCAAAUAAAUUUUUUUUAAUUGC
Messenger RNA from Eurytemora carolleeae, 1614 nucleotides. RefSeq lists its product as uncharacterized. Lineage: Eukaryota; Metazoa; Arthropoda; Copepoda; Calanoida; Temoridae. The transcript has 16 exons. Gene Ontology annotation, molecular function: protein binding. Bases 30 to 1577 code for a protein of 515 amino acids. The record is from RefSeq and is a predicted model, not a curated record.